Messenger RNA from Sapajus apella (tufted capuchin), 2363 nucleotides. It is a transcript of the gene MMP11, whose product is annotated as matrix metallopeptidase 11. The record is from RefSeq and is a predicted model, not a curated record. The coding region runs from base 47 to 1591 and encodes 514 amino acids. Gene Ontology annotation, biological process: extracellular matrix organization; proteolysis; collagen catabolic process. The transcript is spliced from 7 exons. NCBI's taxonomy places the organism in Eukaryota, Metazoa, Chordata, Mammalia, Primates, Cebidae. Gene Ontology annotation, cellular component: extracellular matrix. Gene Ontology annotation, molecular function: metalloendopeptidase activity; zinc ion binding.
GGCGGUGGCUCCGCGCGUCCCGGCAAGCCCAGCAGCCCCGGGGCGGAUGGCUCCGGCCUCCUGGCUCCGCAGCGCGGCCUCGCGCGCCCUCCUGCUCCCGUCGCUGCUGCUGCUGCUGCUGCUGCUCCAGCCGCCGCUGCUGCUGGCCCGGGCUCGGCCGCUGAAUGCCCACCACCGCCAUGCUGAGAGGAGGGGGCCACAGCCCUGGCAUGCAGCCCUGUCCAGUAGUCUGGCACUUGCUCCUGCCACGCAGGAGGCCCCCCGGCCUGCCAGCAGCCUUAGGCCUCCCCGCUGCGGCGUACCUGACCCACCCAAUAGGCUGAGUGCCCGCAACCGACAGAAGAGGUUUGUGCUGUCUGGCGGGCGCUGGGAGAAGACGGACCUCACCUACAGGAUCCUCCGGUUUCCAUGGCAGCUGGUACAGGAGCAGGUGCGGCAGACGAUGGCAGAGGCCCUAAGGGUGUGGAGCGACGUGACACCACUCACCUUCACUGAGGUUCAUGAGGGCCGUGCUGACAUCAUGAUCGACUUUGCCAGGUACUGGCAUGGAGACAACCUGCCGUUUGAUGGGCCUGGGGGCAUCCUGGCCCAUGCCUUCUUCCCUAAGACCCACAGAGAAGGGGACGUCCACUUCGACUAUGAUGAGACCUGGACUGUCGGGGACGACCAGGGCACAGACCUGCUGCAGGUAGCAGCCCAUGAAUUUGGCCAUGUUCUGGGGCUGCAACACACAAAAGAAGCCAAGGCCCUGAUGUCUGCUUUCUACACCUUUCGCUACCCACUGAGUCUCAGCCCAGAUGACCGCAGGGGCAUCCAACACCUAUAUGGCCAGCCCCGGCCCACUGUCUCCCCCAGGACCCCAGCCCAGGGCCCCCAGGCUGGGAUAGACACCAAUGAGAUUGCACCGCUGGAGCCGGAAGCCCCACCAGAUGUCUGUGAGGCCUCCUUUGACGCGGUUGCCACCAUCCGAGGCGAGCUCUUUUUCUUCAAAGCGGGCUUCGUGUGGAGACUGCGUGGGGGCCAGCUGCAGCCUGGCUACCCGGCAUUGGCCUCUCGCCACUGGCAGGGACUGCCCAGCCCUGUGGAUGCUGCCUUCGAGGAUGCCCAGGGCCACAUUUGGUUCUUCCAAGGUGCUCAGUACUGGGUAUACGACGGUGAGAAGCCAGUCCUGGGCCCUGCACCCCUCACCGAGCUGGGCCUGGUGAGGUCCCCGGUCCAUGCUGCCUUGGUCUGGGGUCCCGAGAAGAACAAGAUCUACUUCUUCCGAGGCAGGGACUACUGGCGUUUCCACCCCAGCACCCGGCGUGUAGACAGUUCUGUGCCCCGCAGGGCCACUGACUGGCGAGGUGUACCUUCUGAGAUCGACGCUGCCUUCCAGGAUGCUGACGGUGCGCUGGGGGAGGGGCAGCUGGUGGGAGGUGGGCGCAGCAGCCUCAUGUCCCACAUGCCUGCAACAGGAGGCCUGGUUCUUCAUUACAGGUCCUUUGUCCAGUGCCAUCUGCCCUCCUCUCGGUGGCCGGGUAGUGUUGCAGACAAGGAGACAGGGUCAGAGAGGGGCAAGGUCUUACCCUGGUUCCUCAGCCACAGCUAGUAGAACAAUCAACUGCUGUGCACUGAGAGCCAACAAUGCUCUAAGCUCCUUAGUGGUCCCAUCCAGUUCCUAGAACAGCCCUCUGAUGUGACACCUGUUGUCAACCCAGUUUCCGGAGGAGCAAACAGAGGCUCGGGCCCUGAGGCCCCUAACCUGGCCUUCCACCCUGGUGGUCCCUGCUCCUAACCACUGACCCACCCAGUCUCCCACAACCACAGAGGGCCGGGACUCGAAGUCCAGUACUCCCUCUGCUGCUGGGCCCCUCUUCUGUCCUCUGUCUCCCACAUCAGGACUGGCUGGGAGAGCUAUCCUACGGCAGCCUCCAGCCCCAGGACUCCAGGAUGCCCAUCAAUAUCCUGGCUAGCGGGUACAGGAGAGUAUGAUGUGGAGGGUGGUGGGGGCAAUGGGACUGAGAGGUGGGACUCGGGCCUCUGAGGCUCUGGGUACCUGUCAGGCUGAGUACUAACCCAGCCCAGACUCUGGGGCAGGCAGAAGGGCUCCCUAGAGGGAAGAGAGGUUCUGAAAGGUUGGCCCUGGAUUCUCCUUCCUCGAGGAACUCAGCAGUGGCCAAGGCCUGCCCACGCAGCCCUCCCUUAGUGCCUAUCCCUGGCACAGCCUGACAGGCAGGAUUAGGGCCCAGUGUCCACUCGCCCAGGCUUGACCACGUUCUCUUCUCAGGCUACGCCUACUUCCUGCGCGGCCGCCUCUACUGGAAGUUUGACCCUGUGAAGGUGAAGGCUCUGGAAGGUUUCCCCCGUCUUGUGGGUCCUGA